UGGCGAGUCGCUGGGGGAAACCGAGCAGACGCCUAGAGCAGCCCGGAGCAUCGGAAGGUGAUCGCGCUAGUCGGACCCGCGGAUCGCAGCCUGUAGAUCGCGGCCGGGGCCUGGAGUGGGUCCUGGGAUGGAAGUCUGGUCUUCACUGCCGGCUUGCAGCAACGGCCUUCACCUGCUUGCUGACCUGAACCACAGUUUUAGAGGCUUUCUCAGAAGCACAUGAGAACAGCCCCAAGUGAAGGGAUCCUCUUCCUGAAGGAGGGGAUCAUGGCUUCCUUGUUGCUCGCCCGGCGGGUAGCCUGCAGCUCCCAGAAAAGCUUCUGCCUCUUCACACCUGGAUCCAGAUAUAUCAGUCAAGCUGCUGCCAAAGUUGACAUUGAAUUUGAUUACGAUGGGCCACUGAUGAAGACAGAAGUCCCGGGGCCGCGAUCUCAGGAGUUAAUGAAACAGCUGAAUACAAUCCAGAACGCAGAGGCUGUGCACUUUUUCUGCAACUAUGAAGAAAGCCGGGGCAACUACCUGGUGGAUGUGGACGGCAACCGCAUGCUGGACCUAUAUUCUCAGAUCUCCUCUGUCCCCAUAGGUUACAACCAUCCAGCUCUGGCGAAACUCAUCCAACAGCCUCAAAACGCGAGUACUUUCAUCAACAGACCUGCCUUGGGCAUCCUGCCUCCAGAGAAUUUUGUUGACAAGCUCCGGGAGUCCUUGAUGUCGGUGGCACCCAAAGGCAUGUCCCAGCUCAUCACCAUGGCCUGUGGCUCCUGCUCUAAUGAGAAUGCAUUCAAGACCAUCUUCAUGUGGUACCGGAGCAAGGAACGAGGCCAGAGAGGUUUCUCAAAGGAGGAGCUGGAGUCCUGCAUGGUUAACCAGAGUCCUGGAUGCCCUGACUACAGCAUCCUCUCCUUCAUGGGCGCUUUCCACGGGAGGACUAUGGGAUGCUUAGCGACCACACACUCAAAAGCAAUUCACAAGAUUGACAUCCCUUCCUUUGACUGGCCCAUUGCUCCAUUCCCACGGCUGAAGUACCCCCUGGAGGAGUUCGUGAAGGACAACCAGCAAGAGGAGGCCCGAUGCCUAGAAGAGGUGGAAGAUCUAAUUGUGAAAUAUCGGAAAAAGAAGAGAACAGUGGCUGGAAUCAUCAUUGAGCCUAUCCAGUCUGAGGGUGGAGACAAUCAUGCCUCAGACGACUUCUUCCGGAAACUGAGAGACAUCGCCCGGAAGCAUGGCUGUGCCUUCUUGGUGGAUGAAGUUCAGACUGGAGGGGGCUGCACGGGCAAGUUCUGGGCUCACGAGCACUGGGGCUUGGAUGACCCGGCUGAUGUAAUGUCCUUUAGCAAGAAGAUGAUGACAGGGGGCUUCUUCCACAAGGAGGAGUUCCGGCCAAGUGCUCCGUACCGGAUCUUCAACACCUGGCUGGGAGACCCGUCCAAGAACUUGUUGCUGGCUGAGGUCAUUAAUAUCAUCAAGCGGGAGGACCUGCUCAGCAAUGUGGCACAUGCUGGGAAGACCCUGCUCACAGGGCUGCUGGAUCUCCAGGCCCGGUACCCCCAGUUCAUCAGCAGAGCGAGAGGACGAGGCACCUUCUGUUCCUUCGACACUCCAGACGAAUCCGUACGGAAUAAACUCAUUCUAACGGCCAGAAACAAAGGUGUGGUACUGGGGGGCUGUGGUGACAAGUCCAUCCGUUUCCGUCCCACGCUGGUCUUCAGGGAUCACCACGCUCACCUGUUCCUGAACAUCUUCAGUGACAUCUUAGCAGACUUCAAGUAAAGAAGCCGUUCCCGUGACAUUCAGAGAAAGCCUGGUCAGCGGUGUCAACCUGAUUAGUUUGCCUAAUUCAUAUUUUCACUUCCAAGUUUAUCAGAGGCAAAUGCAUUAACUGAGGGGUCAUUUGUGGGGCAGGCUCAUCACUCAGUGGUUGUGGAGGAAGAGCGGGUCAGGAGGACGUGGGUUUGAGUUUCCUCCCUGCAGGACUCGUGGUGCCAAUUGGUUAAAGCCCUUAAGUUCUGUGUAAGCUUGGACACUGUCUUAGGAAAGGCCAUGAGGCCAUAUUUCUGCCAACCCUGGACCAACCAGUUUCCUAGAAGCCACUCAACGCCAUUAUAGCUGCUCUGAGGGGGGCGGGCAGGAUCCUUGGGUCUCUGUCCAUCUCAAGUGCCCUGUUCUGGGAUUGGAGAUGCUGAUGUCCUCUUGUCCUCCAUGAACCAAAUCUCCUUGCUUCUCACCAAAUCCCUAGCUCCAUGCCCCACUCAUGUCUUAGUGAGGGUCUGGAUGGCUCUCAGGAAGAUGACAGGUAGGGAGAUAAGGAGUGUGUUUGAGGGAGAGGAGGGGGUUCUGGUAUCCUAGACACCAAGAUACACUCAGCCCUGUGCUCUUGGUGAUGUCCCUGGCCUGCGAAUUCUGUCCCUGACUGACCUGUGCUCCUGGAGGAUCUCUGAGUGGCAUCUGUGGUAGUUCUUAGGUGACAUUCUCCACCCUGAGUCAGUCUUGACCCGAGCACCCAGGGGACACAUGGGAGCUGCAGUUGCCUCUGGAGCCUGAACGGAGGAACACGAGCAGCAUAGCCACAGGGCCUCUGACCUGUGACCCCUCAUUCUGGGACCUUCAUAGUCUAGCUCUCACUCAUCCACCCUCCCGCGUCUCCAGAGCAGGGCUCUUCCAUCCCAGGAGACCACUGCUAGACUUCUUGCUAAAGGCUAUGUGUUCAUUAUAAAGGCAUAAGACAACACACGUGGAAAAGCAGCUUGCUGGUUCAUGAUGGUGUCCUUGGACUUGCCCUUCCCCACAACCCCACCCCACGCCACCCCACUGAGAGCCUGGGCCUUUUCUGAACUGGGAGCUUACAUUACCCUCAGCCAGCAGCCAAUGCUUAUGCAGGCUUCAGCAUCUCAGCUGGAGGCAUGGUGUUCUUAGAGCUGACUUGACCUGAGAGGCUCCUGAGAAGAGCCCCUCAUCCUUUGAGAGGCAGCAGUUAACAGAUAGACUGAAGGGGGCUGAUUUGUCUACUCCCAAAAUCUGCUUUGCAUCCUGGAGACCUUGUUGAGUAUCUGGAGAGACGGGUAUGCCGGGCUUCCCAGUUCAGCCCUUUGCUCUUGAAUCAUCCAAAGAUCUGGCUUCCAUGCGUCCUUAGGCAUAGUCAUCAAUGCACUUGCCUUGAGGAUGAAAGGCAUUGACAUGCUUAAUAGAGACAGCCGAUCCAUGAGUCCCAGGUCGCCUCACAACCCUGCAGUCUGAGACUCAGCCAUCCCUUUCCAUAGCCGUGUUUAAGAUCAUUUCCACAACCAUAUAAGUGAUGGGGUUUGCCUCCCUCCCUCCCUGUAAGAUUUCAUCCACCAGCAUGUUUAUUUCCACAUCAAUGAUUUAUUCAUUCAUCUAACUUUCAUGAAACACUGUGCUGUCCCAGGCCCUGUGCUAAACACCAGGAAUACAAACAUGAGAUAAAGCCCCUGCUCCCAGGGGACUCCUACUGUCCUGGGAACCACAGACCCUUUAAUGCUGAAGUCAGAGUUGCAUGUGUGCUCUAGCAAGGCUUGCUGAAUAUUAGUAAGUCCAAGGAACCUUUAAGGAGAAAGGGGUGUCUGAUCAGAAUUCUCCAGAAUGAAAAGCUAGUCAAGCACAAACAAGGAAGAGUAAGGAAAGGAGAAAGCUUGUGUAGAGGGCACGUUUGUUCACAGCCUCGGCCCUUUCCCCGGGGAACCAGGUCACCCAUUGGUUCAAGCAUGCUUCCUCCUGAGAGCCAUAGCAGCACACGCAAUGCUCAAUCAGGUCCUUGGCGUUCAAGGGUCUUAAGCUAGGACACAAGCAGAAAUCACUCUCUUUAGCGGAGGGAGUUGCUGAUGUUUUACUUUGUUCCACAGGGUGUGCUGACAGAAAAAUGGAAUCAUCUCUAGAAAGUCAUAUCCAGAUGUGUUGUUUGCCCCUUGCCUGGGGACGGUUCUUCUCAUUUUAAACAAACAAACAAAAUUUAUGCCAUUCAUCCCAAGUUCUUGACUUGGGCACAGUAUUUUCCUGAGAUGUCAUCUUUGGAGGUUAACUGAAAGAGUCCCAAGGAAAAGGAUUUCCACAAAACUCAAGAUGGUUAAAAACUUAGAAAAGGCUAGUGAAAAUGCAGGAAGCCUGGUGGGCAGAGCCCAGAGAGGCGCCUGUGAGCAGGUCUGGAUGCAGACCCAUCAUGCAUUAGUUUAGUAGAGUUUAGUAAACGUCUCUAGCCUGUUGUGUCAAUUUUGCAGAAAACAAGGCCCAGUACUAGCGAGUCUUAGAAGUCCUCCCUUUUUAUUAUAAAUGGGUGUUUUGUUUUGUUUUUAUAAUUUUUACUGAUGCUCAGUAACCAUGCAAAAUUGUGCACAUUAAUGUACUAAUUACUAGAUCUGUACUUAUCUAUACACAAUAUAUCAGCUCCCUGUAGAAAACCACAGCUAGCGAGCAUCGCAGACUCACGAAGACCAAGUGAUCUUGUUUACAGCAAUUGUUCAACAGUGCCAAUAAGUGACGAGGGAACUAAUGUGUCACGGUGAAACUGGUGACCAUGUGCACAACUCCACGAACUAAAUCUGUUUCCUGUGUUAACCGGUAUUCUUAAAUUAAAAUGUUUAUAAUGGAAA
Molecule: messenger RNA, 4601 nt
Organism: Microtus ochrogaster (prairie vole)
Lineage: Eukaryota; Metazoa; Chordata; Mammalia; Rodentia; Cricetidae
Gene: Abat
Product: 4-aminobutyrate aminotransferase
Exons: 17
Coding region: 220-1770 (516 amino acids)
Biological process (GO): GABA catabolic process
Cellular component (GO): mitochondrion
Molecular function (GO): 4-aminobutyrate:2-oxoglutarate transaminase activity; pyridoxal phosphate binding
Source: RefSeq, a predicted model, not a curated record